Fomitiporia mediterranea MF3/22 is the source of this 2177-nucleotide messenger RNA. Its product is annotated as DEAD-domain-containing protein. The record is from RefSeq and is a predicted model, not a curated record. Lineage: Eukaryota; Fungi; Basidiomycota; Agaricomycetes; Hymenochaetales; Hymenochaetaceae. Gene Ontology annotation, cellular component: cytoplasmic stress granule; P-body. The transcript is spliced from 4 exons. The coding region runs from base 181 to 1782 and encodes 533 amino acids. Gene Ontology annotation, biological process: P-body assembly; cytoplasmic stress granule assembly. Gene Ontology annotation, molecular function: ATP binding; mRNA binding; RNA helicase activity.
UUUUAUCGCAAACUUUCCGCAGUGUAAUCGCUGCAAACAACAAUCCAGAACCUCAUUUGGGAUCUGACUCUGCUUUCUUCGUGUUCUCUCUGUCAGGAAAUCUACUGCCUGUCAAGAUAAACGCGUUCCACAAACCCCCGCUUCGACUCACAAGUCUGUUAUUUCGUAACCAAUUUGACCAUGUCGGGCGUUACAAGUCCCUCAGCAUCAUCAUCAACUGGAACUGGUAGUGGCCAGGACUGGCGGGCUGGUCUACGCGCACCACCAAAAGACAACCGCCCGCAGACGGAAGAUGUAACAGCAACCAAGGGAAUGGAAUUCGAGGACAUGUUCCUCCGGCGUGAGCUCCUUAUGGGCAUUUUCGAGGCCGGCUUCGAACGGCCGUCGCCUAUCCAAGAAGAAGCAAUCCCUGUAGCCCUCAGCAAGCGUGACGUCCUCGCCCGCGCGAAGAACGGUACAGGUAAAACUGCUGCAUUCGUUAUACCCACCCUCCAGCAACUCGAUGUCAGCAAGAAUAGGAUUCAAGCGCUUUUGCUCGUACCUACUCGUGAGCUGGCGCUGCAGACAGCGCAGGUGUGCAAAAUCCUCGGUAAGCACCUUGGUGCAAAUGUCAUGGUUACGACAGGUGGGACGACGCUGAAGGAUGAUAUCAUGCGUCUGUCGGAGCCCGUUCAUGUCCUAGUUGGUACACCUGGCCGUAUCCUUGACCUCGCCAGUAAGGGUGUCGCAGACCUUAGCGAGUGCCCCGUGUUUGUGAUGGAUGAGGCGGAUAAGCUCCUCUCUCCCGAAUUCACACCGGUGAUGGAGCAGUUACUCUCUUUCCUUCCUGAAUCGCGUCAGGUUAUGCUUUUCAGCGCGACCUUCCCAAUGAUUGUUAAAGAUUUCAAGGAUAAACACAUGGACUCGCCGUAUGAAAUUAAUCUUAUGGAUGAACUUACUCUACGUGGUGUGACACAAUAUUACGCCUUCGUCGAAGAGCGACAGAAGGUCCAUUGUUUAAAUACUUUAUUCUCAAAGCUUCAAAUCAACCAAUCCAUUAUCUUCUGUAACUCAACGAACCGAGUCGAACUUCUCGCAAAAAAGGUGACCGAACUCGGCUAUUCAUGCUUCUAUUCGCACGCGAAGAUGCUGCAAUCGCACCGUAACCGUGUGUUCCACGAUUUCCGGAAUGGUGUCUGCCGCAAUCUCGUCUGCUCAGACUUGCUCACCCGUGGUAUCGAUAUCCAGGCGGUCAACGUCGUUAUCAACUUUGAUUUCCCGAAGAACAGUGAGACUUACCUUCAUCGUAUUGGUCGUUCUGGUCGUUAUGGUCACUUGGGUCUUGCGAUUAACCUCAUCACGUACGAGGAUCGAUUCAAUCUAUAUAAGAUUGAGCAAGAAUUAGGAACGGAGAUUCAACCUAUUCCAGCCCAGAUUGACAGGAGUCUGUACGUUGCUCCAGCAGGAGGUGACGAGCCGUCGAACCAGGCAGAGCAGCAAUUGCAACAACAGGUACAAAAGCAACAGCAACAACAGCAACAACAGCAGUUGCAGAAACAGCAGGCUGUACGCCAGGCGAUGUCUGCACAGGUUGCUCCACAACCGCAGCAGAUUAUUUAUCAAAGUAAUGGGCAGGCGCCUCAGUCCCAACAGAGGGUCGUCCCUAAUGGUCCCAUGCCUGCGCAAUUGCAGCAGCAGCAACUUGCGGCAGCGGCUGCACGUAACCAGCAGUACCAGGCAUAUGCGCAAGUUCAACCAGGUGUUGCUGCCCCUCGUCCUGGAGCGCAGCCUGUGCGCCGAUAGUCGCAUUCGGUGCGUACCUUAGGGAGGUGGGGUAGGGUUGUUUAAUGAGAGCGCUCGAGGCGUGAUAGCGCGUUCUCAUGCUUCGCGGGUAGGAUUGUUUGACAUAUGAUGGUGAGAAUUUCCUCGAGACGGCUUGGCUUCAUUACGACUCCGAUAAAACGAUACGUGCGCACACCUUCUGGGCGGUCUCCAAAUAUCAGAUUUACAAUGACACGCAUUCGACAUUCACUGCUGCUUUUAUAUCCGUGUACUAAUUUACUUUGGUCUGUUUUUAUUUGUCUCUUUUUUUUUCUAUUUUCGUUUCUUGUGUUUGACUCGUCGUGGCCUGCACGUAUCAGCUAUAACUGAUUUAAAUGUGUCUAUUGCAUGGAGCCGCCCCUUCCUUCACUUUCCCA